GUAACACACAGCUCGUCACACCCCGCAAGACGUCAGCGCGCAUACGUGUAGUGGUGACGCCGCAGUCUCGCGUGAUGAGACUUGUGACGUCGGGAUUUCCUGCGAGACAGGAGCCAAAGAGCUUGCGAUUAACGGCGUUGCGGAGUGUUUCAGUAUGACUGCAACAGCUGCUGUGAGUCCAAGCGAGUACCUACAGCCAGCUGCCAGUUCUGGGCAGGAUGCGCAACCAUCACCCCUGGCUCUCCUUGCAGCCACAUGCAGUAAGAUUGGACCUCCUGCCGUAGAAUCUACUGUGACAUCUGCAGCACCACCUCGACCUGCACGCAAGAGAUUGGUACCUAUUAAGCCAGCUCCUUUACCCCUGAGCCCUGGCAAGGCUAGCAUUGGGCUUUUUUCUCCUGCCAAAGGAAAUAUUAUUCAACUCCAAGCUCCCCAAUUAAACACAGUGGGCACAGGGAACGGGCAGCUGAUCUUUACCAUCCAGAACCCAGGGGGCAAGAUUGGACGAUACCAGACUUUGCAGAGUACUAACCAGGGUCUUCAGAACAGCUUUGGUAAUCAAAUCCAGCUCAUAAGUGAUAGUGGGACAGCUCUUCUUGCCCCCACCACUAACACCUCAAAGCAUGUGCCCAUCAAGCCUGCACCUUCUCAAACAUGCAGUACCCUGGUUAAAGUGCCAAACAAUCCUGGCACUGGUCUCACCCUUACACUGCCCAUCAGUAAUCUGUCAGACUCCACCGCAGAUACUGCAACUCAGCUUGUCUCAGGGAAGCAGAACAAAAAAGUCCGGAAGAAGCCACCAACCUCCGUAGCAGUUCCUGGUUCCCCCACUCAAGAUCAGGUGGAAACCGUUGUUAUUGAGACAACAGCAGAGAACAUUUUGCAAGCAGGUAACAACCUGUUAAUUGUACAGAGCCCCGGCACUGGCCAGCACGCUGUUCUUCAAGUGAUGCAGCCCAAGACGGAAACACAACUUGUGCAGAUCCCCCAGCAAGCUCUUAGAGUAGUACAGGCUGCUUCUGCAACAUUACCCACUGUUCCACAGAAACCAGUGCAGAGUCCAGAAUGUACCCCCACCCAGUUAUACAUCCGAACGGCAACAGGGGAUGUGCAGGCUGUAAUGAUGCAGGAAGCUCCAGCUGCCCCCCAGCCUUGUUCCUCCAAUGCAGGACCUAUAGUGACACAGACUGGCACUCCUACAAAGAAGAACCCUAUGCGCAAAGAGCGCUCCCUAGCCAAAAUUGCUCCAGCAGGGGGUAUUAUUAACCUGAAUACAACACAACUCGCAACUGCAGCCCAGAACAUACAGACCAUCAAUAUCAAUGGGGUUUCAAUGCAGAUGCCUGUCACAAUUACCAGCACUCCAGGGCAGCCACAGCUUAGCGUGCAGCAUGUAUCCAGCAGCAACGUGGCCAUCAGUGGGCUUAGUCCGUCGCAGAUUCAGCUGCAGAUGGAACAGGCCUUGUCCGGAGAGCUCCAGCCCGGGGAGAAGCGGAGAAGAGUGGCCUGCACCUGCCCAAACUGCAAAGAUGGUGAAAAGGGCAGGUGGGGCCCCCCUGGAAGAAAAAGACACGUGUGUCACAUUCCUGAAUGUGGGAGAACGUUCCGCAAGACAUCCCUCUUGAGAGCCCAUGUCCGUCUGCAUACUGGGGAGAGGCCGUUCGUGUGCAAUUGGGGAUUCUGUACUAAGAGGUUCACCCGCAGCGACGAGCUGCAACGACAUGCACGCACGCACACAGGUGACAAACGCUUUGAAUGCCCUCAGUGCCAGAAGAGGUUCACAAGGAGCGACCAUGUCUCCAAGCACUUCAAGACACACCUUGCCAUAAAGAAGCUGUGAUGCCAACACAGCCCUCAGCCCAGUUAUGUGGAAUCCUUGGACUGACUCCACUCGGGGAAUCCCUGUAAACCACAUAUGUGGUUCAAGUUAACCUGAAAUUUGUUGGAACACAGUGCUUGGCCAUUGGGAUUCCCAGUAGAUAAAGGCACCAACCCUCUUGCACUGGUCAGGUGACGGGGGGAAGUAGAAUGUUUGGUAGUAAGGGAAGCAGGAGAGUAGAACCAUCCUUCCUGCACUCACCCCUCUCUAGAUAAGAUUUUGGGUUCCGUUAUAAGGGACCGUGGAGAAAACAUUUUGCACAGACUAUGGUGGACUUCUGGGAGUCAGAAGAAUUAACCCAAGGAGAGGCACAAUUAGGGUUGCCACCUUUCCUGGAAAAAAAUACCGGCCUUCCUAUAUAUUUAUCUUUUUUCCCUAUUAAUAACAUUGGGAUCAACCAUAAUCUUUACCGGCCAGGUUGUUAAAAUACCGGCCAGGUGGCAACCCUAGGCACACCAACUGGCCAGCCAGGCUAGAACAUUCCCAGUUUUGUACUGUUUACCCCCUGCAGGAAGGUGCCUUAUUACUUCCCAUCUCCCAGUCAUUUUAUGUUCAAGCGUAUUUGUAUUUGUGCAAUGCUUUUUCUUCCCCCCCAGAAAAAUCCUGCUCAGGAGGAGCAAAAAAAAAAAAAUAUAUAUAGGUCAGGCAGGUGUAACAGGAUAAUGCCCCUCCUUCUGCGAUUUCGUUUCAAGGCAGCUAUAGCUUGAAAUCCCUUCCCUAACUCCCAUGCACUACAGCAAGGCUGGCUAUUUCUGAGCUAUUAAAUUACAGGGGGACUACG
Xenopus laevis (African clawed frog) is the source of this 2660-nucleotide messenger RNA. RefSeq names its product Sp2 transcription factor S homeolog (gene sp2.S). The record is from RefSeq and is a predicted model, not a curated record. Gene Ontology annotation, cellular component: nucleus. The coding region runs from base 155 to 1840 and encodes 561 amino acids. Gene Ontology annotation, biological process: regulation of transcription by RNA polymerase II. Gene Ontology annotation, molecular function: DNA-binding transcription factor activity, RNA polymerase II-specific; RNA polymerase II cis-regulatory region sequence-specific DNA binding. Lineage: Eukaryota; Metazoa; Chordata; Amphibia; Anura; Pipidae. The transcript is spliced from 7 exons.